AUGAAUGACAAAGGUAAGCGAAUAUGGGAAGAACUUGUUAAAGAAAAAGUACGAAAAGGUUCCUUGGUGGGUAUAACAUGUCAUAUUUACUCAAAAUCCACCAAAGGUCCUAUUGAUGAGACAAAAAAAUGUUGUUGUGGUCGAUUGACACGUUCUCAUAGUUUCGACGGCGAAGCUCAAACGCAGUUUGCCACUGAAACCGAAUUUAAUGAGAUGACUUGUGUUCCUGAAGAAACACCACUGACCGUCUAUGGACAACUUGGAAUAUUUGGCAGUGGCGCUCGAUUCAUUCGAUGUUACGUGGGUCUACAGAACUUAUUUGAAACAUUGAUCGACUUGGUCAUCGAAGACGUGGAUUCACAACCGGACUUAUUGAUCAGUUGCUUUGGUGGGGCUAAAAAUUUUGCUAUGACUGACAAGCUAGAAAAGGAAUUUAUGAAUGGAAUUUCACGAGCAGCUGUCACCAAAAGUGUAUGGUUGUUGACGACAGGUCUGAAUCAAGGUGCAUCGAAACUGAUUGGACAAAGCGUACAUCGUUUUACUUUACUAAACAAGAACUUAUCCGAACCAACUAUUAUUGGAAUGACUAGUUGGGGUACGUUAACAGAACAUACUCAAAAAGUGCUCAAGUAUCAGACAUCAGAACAUGUAUAUAACAUGGAUUUUAUACAAUGGGAUGAAGAAGAUUCAUUGGAAAGUUUAAAUUGGAACGAAUACAAUACACUUGAUAAGUACCAUAGUCAUUUUCUUCUGCUGGACGAUGGUCGUAUGAAUGUUUAUCUGGAUGAUCGUCCUCGUUCAGAUUUCAUCCAAAAAAUGUGUUCUAAGACGAACUGUCAUUCGAUAACAAUUAUUAUUGAAGGUGGUUUCAAUACACUUGAAGUCAUUAAAAAUGAUUUAAAAAAUAAACGACCAGUUGUUAUCAUUCAUGGUAGUGGCCGGUUAGCAAAUGUACUUGGUACAUUACUUGAAGUAUCAAGCAAGAAAAAUACACUUGAAAACACUGACGUGGAACAGCAAAUUGCAUUAUUUUUUCCUGAAUGCGAGCGAGAACUUGACGAAGUUACUAUGCAAAGCAUCAUUGCCAAUAUAAGAGAAGUGUUAAAGAUGGAGUAUCGUAAUUAUUUAAAUAUAUUUAAACUCGAGCGUGACACAAGUCUUACUGAUACAAUUAUUAAAGCUAUGGAUAAAGUUCAAAGCAAUUCAGUACAACAAAGAAAUUUAUUAAGAUUAGUUGUUAGCUGGAAUUAUGUACACAGAGUACAAAAUAUGCCUAAACAUUUAGAAGACGAUCAAACACUCUAUCCUAGUCUGUUUCAACAAGCAUUGAAAGAAAAUCGACCAGUAUUUGUUGACUAUUUUCUACGACGAUAUUAUAAUCCUCUUACAACAACGACAUAUAUUGAGUAUUUAACAGCACUGAUUUCAUGA
Molecule: messenger RNA, 1431 nt
Organism: Rotaria sordida
Lineage: Eukaryota; Metazoa; Rotifera; Eurotatoria; Philodinida; Philodinidae
Source: the annotation of a GenBank genome assembly